AAUAAAUCAGAUUGUACAUGUUUUUUCGUUGCAGUAUAUACAUUUAAUGUAGAUAAAAAUUAGCAAUAAUCGUUUUCUAAAUUUGGAUAAAUUGUGCAUCACAUUCGCCUAGUAAAAACAAAGUACCUAAUAACUAAGAAAAGUCACCACUACCCACUGAAGAUCUCAAUGCAAGGCAGGCCACAAACAGAUUUUCUUUCCCCAAGAUUCCACACUUCUCUCAAACCAUCCUUUGCAAUAUUGGAUCUAAUCCUUCAAAGUAGAAAAAAUGCUUCUCUCUUUUCUUUAAUUUUUAUGUCCACAUCAUACAGGCUUUCCAAUUUAUUUUUAUUUAUAUUUUUCUCCUCUUAUACCCCAAUUCCCUUUGCUUAUAACCCCCAUUCUCUUCCCUCAUCAGAUUCCACAACAACAACAAACACUUGAAAAAACAAGAAACACUAUAACACUUGGCCUUUCUUGUAAUUUCGUUUUUAAUUACUUUCUUUGUAUAUUUUCUUGAUCUUUAUGGCUGGAAAAAGAAACCAAAGCAGCCCAAUUGGAAGCCCUUCCUCCGGCAACAUAUCCGACAAAGAACAAGACCGCUUCCUCCCUAUUGCCAACGUCAGUCGUAUCAUGAAGAAAUCUCUCCCUGCAAAUGCAAAAAUAUCCAAAGAAGCUAAAGAAACUGUUCAAGAAUGCGUUUCCGAGUUCAUAAGCUUUAUCACCGGCGAAGCCUCCGAUAAGUGUCAAAGAGAGAAGAGGAAGACCAUAAACGGCGAUGAUCUUUUAUGGUCUAUGACUACCCUUGGUUUCGAGAAUUACGUCGGACCCUUAAAAGUCUAUCUCAAUAAGUACAGAGAGACUGAAGGAGAGAAGAAUUCCAUGGGUAGGCAUGAUGAGCAAUCUCCUCCUCCUACUACUGAGAUUAACAAACUCAAUGACUCAUCUCUACCAACCGAUCAUCACCAUGUGGAAGUGCAAGGAUUUAACUGUACUACUGGGUUCUAUUCGCUUGGUUCACAAGUAACAAAUAAGAGCUAUGGAGAUAAUUACACAAGGUCUGUUGGGUAUGGAGAGAAUCUGGUGAGUGGUGCGGGUGGUUUUAAUUUCAAUAAGAUACGUGGAAAUGGAGAUGGGAAUGGAAAUAGAGCUGUGGCGGCUCAGCUUCAUCAUGGAGUUGAGUGGUAGAAACACUAGAUAUAUAGAGUAUUUUGCUAUAUAUUUAUAUAUUUAUGUAAGUUAAGCUUCAUCAUGGAGUUGAGUGGUAGAAACACUAGAUAUAUAGAGUAUUUUGCUAUAUAUUUAUAUAUUUAUGUAAGUUAAUUACUACUUUUUUUUUUUCCUUCCUUUGUUCAACUAAUAUCUAUCUAUAUAUCUAAUAUGAUCCAUGGUAUUUACCAA
Molecule: messenger RNA, 1380 nt
Organism: Ricinus communis (castor bean)
Lineage: Eukaryota; Viridiplantae; Streptophyta; Magnoliopsida; Malpighiales; Euphorbiaceae
Product: nuclear transcription factor Y subunit B-3
Exons: 1
Coding region: 505-1167 (220 amino acids)
Biological process (GO): regulation of transcription by RNA polymerase II
Cellular component (GO): CCAAT-binding factor complex; nucleus
Molecular function (GO): RNA polymerase II cis-regulatory region sequence-specific DNA binding; protein heterodimerization activity; DNA-binding transcription activator activity, RNA polymerase II-specific
Source: RefSeq, a predicted model, not a curated record